AUGCACGGCCACCACUUCUACGUCCUCGCAACGCACGAAUCCACCUUUGGAUGGGGCUCAUAUAAUCCCUUUGAAGACGUCAUUCCCACCGGCUUCGACCCAGACACCGAUCCUAUCCAGCCCUACAAUUUGUCUCGCGCCGCGCUGCGCGAUACUGUCCAGAUUCCCAGCCGCGGGUACGCGGUUCUGCGAUUCAGGGCCGAGAAUCCCGGUGUCUGGCUUUUCCAUUGCCAUAUUCUUUGGCACUUUGCCACGGGUAUGGCGAUGCUUAUUGAUGUCCAGGGAGACCCGGCUGGACUGGUCGCGCAUGAUACAUCUGUGCUUCCGACGGGAACACAGAUGUGUCCUGGGUCAGCUUAG
Molecule: messenger RNA, 360 nt
Organism: Penicillium manginii
Lineage: Eukaryota; Fungi; Ascomycota; Eurotiomycetes; Eurotiales; Aspergillaceae
Product: multicopper oxidase-domain-containing protein
Exons: 2
Coding region: 1-360 (119 amino acids)
Molecular function (GO): oxidoreductase activity; copper ion binding
Source: RefSeq, a predicted model, not a curated record